Messenger RNA from Otolemur garnettii (small-eared galago), 1738 nucleotides. RefSeq names its product 40S ribosomal protein SA. Gene Ontology annotation, molecular function: structural constituent of ribosome. Gene Ontology annotation, cellular component: ribosome; cytosolic small ribosomal subunit; 90S preribosome. NCBI's taxonomy places the organism in Eukaryota, Metazoa, Chordata, Mammalia, Primates, Galagidae. Gene Ontology annotation, biological process: ribosomal small subunit assembly; cytoplasmic translation. The record is from RefSeq and is a predicted model, not a curated record.
UUAUUUUAUGCUAUUACUUUUAUUUCCUUGAAAUAAAUGGAGACAGAGUUGUAUAUGUACUUAAAUUUCUUACCGAUAUAUCUGUAAAUAACAUUUUAUAGAUGUGAUGACUGCAUUGGGAUCAGAACAAGAGGCAGCUAGAGAAGCAAGUUUGCAUUUGCAGAGUUUAUCUGAGGAUUUUGAUGACCCAGCUGGGGCUGCAGAUCCAGGAGAAAGUACCGUCAAUGAACAAGGAGAAGGGUCUCCUGGAGAACAUCUUCCCUUGCAGAACACCCAGCCAACCAGGGAAAUGAAAGCAUCCAAUCCAGAGAAGGCAAUAAGGAGGAAAAUACAGUUAUCCACGUCAGUGUCUUCCUGGAAACAUCCUUUGCUGAAGCCCAUUCAGCCAGCCACUGAUACAAAAGAAUCUGUUCCAGAGAAGUCAGUAAGAACGAAGAACAUAUGGACACACAUAAAAGAGACCUGCUCUUGCUAUGUUAAUCAGGUGGAUGACAAACUUUUGCGUUCAAGAACUCCUUCGUUGGUGGCCUCCCCAAGUGCUGGGUCUUCUGAAGAACAUCAUUCCUUGAAGCCCACUCAGCCAGCCAUUGAAAUGAAAGUAUCCAUUCCAGAAAAAGAAAUAAGAAUGAAGAAUAUACCAACAUCCACAUCAGAGACCAGGUCAUCUUGCUAUGUUGGUAAGGCUGGUGGCAAACUCCUAGAAUCAAAGGGUCCUUCCCUGCUGACUUCCACAAGUGCUGCUAUUGCGUGUACAAGCCACAGUUCUGGACACAGAACAGCAUUUCCUAAGGAACAUCCUCCCUUGAAGAAGCCCAUUCAGCCAGCCACUGACACGAAAGAAUUUGUUCCAGAGAAAGUGGUAGGAAAGAAGAAUAUACAGACAUCCACAUCAGGAUGCCUGCAAAUGAUGAAGGAGGAUGUGCUCACAUUCCUUGCAGCAGAAACCCACUUAGGUAGCCCCAACCUUGACUUCCAAAUGGAAAGGUACAUCUACAGUGAUGGUAUCUACAUCAUAAAUCUGAGGAGGACCUGGGAGAAGCUUCUGUUGGCAGCUUGGGCUGUUGUUGCCAGAAAUCCUGCUGAUGUCAGGGUCACAUCCUCCAGGAACACUGGCCAGCGAGCAGUGCUGAAGUUUACUGCUGCCACUGGAACUGCUCCUGCUACUGAACUCUUCACUCGAACUUUCACUAACCAGAUCCAGGCAGCCUUCUGGGAGCUACAUCUUCUAAUAGUUACUGACCCCAGGCCUGACCACCUGCCUCUCACAGAGGCAUCGUAUGACCUGCCUACCACUGCUGUGUGUCACACAGAUUCUCCUCUGAGUUAUGUGGACUUCACCAUCCCACACAAUAAGGGAGCUGCCUCAGUAGGCCUGAUGUGGUGGAUGUUUGCCCAGGAAGUUCUCCGCAUGUGUGGCACCAUCUCCCAUGAACACUCAUGGGAGAUCAUGCCGGAUUUCUACUUCUACAGAGAUCCUGAAGAGAAUGAAAAGGAAGAGCAGGCUGCCACUGAGAGAGGUGUGACCGAGGAGGAAUUUCAGGGUGGAUGGACUGGCCUAGCUUCUGAGUUCACUGCUACUCAGCCUGAGGUUGCAGACUGGUCAGAAGUGCAAGUGCCCUCUGUGCCUACCCAGCAAGUUCCCACUGAAUACUGGAGCUCCCAACCUGCCAUGGAGAAGGCAGCAACUCCCACUGCUCAGGCCACUAAAAGGGUGGGAACAACCACUGAGUGGUGUUAG